Messenger RNA from Cornus florida, 1049 nucleotides. Its product is annotated as F-box protein GID2-like. Gene Ontology annotation, molecular function: protein binding. The record is from RefSeq and is a predicted model, not a curated record. The transcript has 4 exons. NCBI's taxonomy places the organism in Eukaryota, Viridiplantae, Streptophyta, Magnoliopsida, Cornales, Cornaceae. The coding region runs from base 187 to 906 and encodes 239 amino acids.
UUUGCAUGCACCGCCGGAUUACAUAAACUGUACCCGUCCUCAUCCGCUAACAGACAAAGCAACUGUUAACUUUCUCACUCCAAACACCCGACAACUACACUCAUAUACACACGCAUAUCUGUAUAUUCAUUCAUUCACUCACUUGGCCUUCACGAAAAAAUUCACGAAGAAAGACCAAGAAGCGAAAUGGAGCCUGAGGGGAAGAGGAAAAGGGAAAUUGAGACAAGGAGAGAGAAAGAAGAAGGGAAAACAGAGGAGGGCGAGGAAAUUGUUCGGGACCCUUUGGUGGUGUUUGGUUCGGACAUCACGAUGAUGAUUUUGAGCCAUCUUGACGCAGCCAGUGUGGCACUUUCGCUCCUUGUCUCGCGUGGAUGGCAUGGAGUCGCCUCCAGCGAUAGGCUCUGGACCACCAAGUGUGAGGAACUAUGGCUUGGGAAAGCACAUAUUCCUCGGUUGUCGUUGGUUCGGGGACUGUCAAAGUUGGCAGCUUAUUCAUUGUCUAUUAUGGAUGGCAAGCGUAGGCGUAUCUUGAAGGAUGACCUAUGUGAUCAUGCUUGGGAAUUUCAUUUUACCCAGGAAGCCCCGGAAUAUUGGCGAAAUCUUGACCCUUAUUGGAAGGGCACGGGCCCUCCCAUGCGCCGUUACUUCCAUCCAGAUGGGAGUCUAACUGCAGAUCCUGGUGACAGGGUUUGGGGUGGCCAUGAGGCCUGUUAUUCUGUAGUUACUAGUAUUUUGGGAGAUGGAAAGAUCAGAGAACACUAUGUACGGAUCAACCGGUGGCCCCGAAUGCAUAUCUCAAGGAAGCAAGACUGGAGUUGGGAAAUGUCCAACAGCCUGUACUGCUACUCCAGCAUCCCUGACGCUGAUAAGGAAGGCGGGACAGGUCCAUUAUUUCGAGCCUUUUAGGAUCUUUUAUUAUGUCUGUUUGACCUUGUCUUCAGAAGUUUUGAUUGCUAUGUUUUUAUAUGGUUUGAUGUAAAUGGUGAAUGAUGUAUGUCGACUCAAAUUUGUGCUUGUGUGCUUUUGGCAGCAAAAAUGGUCUUUGGCAA